Messenger RNA from Cadophora gregata, 513 nucleotides. RefSeq lists its product as uncharacterized. The transcript has 2 exons. NCBI's taxonomy places the organism in Eukaryota, Fungi, Ascomycota, Leotiomycetes, Helotiales, Ploettnerulaceae. The record is from RefSeq and is a predicted model, not a curated record. The coding region runs from base 1 to 513 and encodes 170 amino acids.
AUGGCACCCAACUCUUACCCCAUCGUCGAGGACAACACUGAGGGCAACUAUGACAUCACUCCCAACCGCAAGCCCAACUGUGACAACGAUCCUCUCCCAGAUACCACCAAUUUCUCUUUGAUAUUGCUAGGAUACCUUGUCGACUUCGACAAGAUCCAUGAUUACCAAUGCCAAUUUCGGUAUGAGAACCCCACUCAGGCCCAGCAAGUCGGGCUACAGGCCGCCAUCGUCACCAACAUCGAGGAACAGUUCGCUUCGCUUAAAAAGCUGUUUAUUGAGAGCAACAAGUGCGAGAAAUGUCGGAAGUCGCCAAUGGUGGCUGGUUCGGUCCACGCAGCCUUUGCCAAUGCCAGCACCCAGGCGAUCUGGGAUGAACUCAUCGAUGGAGUUGAUGAGAUGAAGAAGUUUCCGCUGGAUGUUACCCCAUUGCACAUGGAGUUUAUCAAGAGGAAUUUUGAGAAGCUGGAGCAUGCUUACCGCCGAGACAAUGUGGCUGCUGCUGGUCUAUGCUGA